Molecule: messenger RNA, 7102 nt
Organism: Vespula pensylvanica (western yellowjacket)
Lineage: Eukaryota; Metazoa; Arthropoda; Insecta; Hymenoptera; Vespidae
Gene: Pkn
Product: serine/threonine-protein kinase N
Exons: 18
Coding region: 374-3535 (1053 amino acids)
Biological process (GO): protein phosphorylation; signal transduction
Molecular function (GO): ATP binding; small GTPase binding; protein serine/threonine kinase activity
Source: RefSeq, a predicted model, not a curated record
UCUCACUCACUCACUCACUCACUCACUCACUCUAUCUUUCUCAUUAUUUAUCUUUCUCUCUCUGACUCUUUCUCUCUCACUCACUCUCUUCUCUUUCUAUUUCGCUCGCCACGGCUCCGUCGCGUCUAUCGUUCGUUCGACUCGGUAGAGGCAACAUCGCGUCGCGUACGAUCGGUAAAUUUCAUAGGUUAUUCGAUAAUUACGAAUGAGAAAACAUGUAUCGUUCGUCCGCGUGUAAAAGGUGAACGAAAGAGACGAGAAUGCGUCGGCCGUGAAACCAACGAUGAACUGUAUAGUUUUGUGCGAAAAGAUAGACGGAUAGAUAGAAGAAAGGAGUAAGUGAGUGAGUGAGUGGAGCAUUAUAGUGGUCAAGAUGGCGGAAUCAAGUUAUUAUCAGGGCGAUUACAUCAGGCACCCAGUGCUUUACGAACUGUCGAGCAAGUACGGAGUUGCUGGCAGUGAUCAAGUGCCCUUGCCUGCUCGUCUCGAUGAACUUCGGGAACACAUACGCAGAGAAAUACGUAAGGAAUUAAAAAUAAAAGCUGGUGCUGAGAAGCUUAGGGAGGUUGCAACCGAUCGCAAGGCGCUAUCGGACGUCGCGACUAUCGUGAAGAAGGCCAACAGCAAGUUGAACGAGCUACAAGCCGAGCUCCAGCAGCUCGAAAGUCAAAUUAUACUGACGCAGGGCCAGCCACAGUCGCCGCAACAAAAUCACUCCAACGGUCAAGACACACCUCUGUCACCAAUGGGGCCUUCGUCACCGAGUCAGGAAGGUCUAUUCACGGAUCUUCGACUUUUAUCCUUGGAAAAGCAGCUUAACAUCGAAUUGAAGGUAAAACAGGGCGCAGAAAAUAUGAUACAGAGUUUGACGAGUGGGCACAGAGACAAGAAAUUACUUCAAGAAGCUCAGCAGAUGCUUGACGAUUCCCGCGCUAAAAUUGAGUUCCUACGCAUGCGCAUAAUGAAGGUGCGACAGGCGCGCCAGCAACAACACGCUCGUGGCGACGCGCCACCUCCGAAUGGUGAAACAACUGGUAACAAAGAUAGGUACGAGCCCAGUUUGGAACUUGCUUUGGAGGAACGCGUUGAAGAGUUGCGGCAUCGGUUGAGAAUCGAAGCAGCCGUUGUGGAAGGUGCAAAGAACGUAAUACGUCUUCUGCAAAGUGCCAAAGUUGCUGAUAAGAAGGCUUUAACAGAGGCACAGGCAAGUCUCGCGGAAUCCAGUAGAAAAUUGGACUUACUUAGAUUAUCUCUUGAGCUUAGAAGACAAGAAUUACCACCAGACAGUGGUACUGCUGCCCAAUUAAAGAGAGAACUAGCAAGUGUACAAUCGGCAAGUCCUGUUCCUGUAACUUACACAUCCUUACAACCAUUUCGUGGCCCAUUGGAAGGUAGGGCUACGGUACCUGCAUCAGUUUCUAGAUGUGCUGCAGUCACCGGCCAAUUGGAGGUAAGAUUAAUGGGAUGCCAAGAUUUAGCGGAAGAAGUUCCUGGACGUACGAGAAGAGAACAUCCGGCCAGUCCUGAUUUACGCAGCUUCGUUAAAGGAGUAACAGGACGCAGUUCGAGUAAAUCUUACAGUGUGAAAGACGAAACGAGUAAUGAUAUUAUGGCGGUUAUAAAACUGGAUAAUCAAACCGUAGCACAAACUAGUUGGCGACCGUGUUCCCAACAGGCUUGGGACCAAAGAUUUUCUAUCGAACUAGAUAAGUCGAGGGAACUUGAAAUAGGCAUUUAUUGGAAAGAUUGGAGAUCAUUGUGUGCAGUGAAAUUUUUACGUCUAGAAGAAUUUAUCGACGAUGUGAGACAUGGAAUGGCACUUCAGUUGGAACCCCAAGGAUUAUUAUUUGCUGAAAUUAAAUUUUUAAAUCCGAUGAUAUCGAGAAAACCAAAAUUGCAACGUCAACGUAAAAUAUUUAAACAGCAAGUGAAGAAUUUCCCACGGGCUAAUCAAAUGAAUAUUAAUGUUGCUACUUGGGGUAGACUUCUUAAACGUUCUGCACCCUCUUUACAUAAUACAAGAAAUUCUGAAAGUCCACCGUCGGGACCACAACCGCUACAAAUUGUUUUUGAUACCUCAAUAGAAGAUAAGCCUGAAACACCUGGAGAAUUACCAGAUCCAGAAAAGGGAGGCUUAGGUGGUGCUCGACCAUUAGGAAUGGCAACUUCAACUAGUAGUCCAGUUUUACCACGUCCACCUGAACAUCCACCUCCACCACCGCCAACGGUUACUAAGAAACCUUCAAUGCCAGCGCCACCACCACCUCCAAAAUUAGAUCAGGAGUUACAGAGUGCAUUAAGGGAGUUUGAUUUCCUGCACAACGAGGAGAAAGGGGGGUCUCAGGGUGCAAAUUUGAGGCCCCUUGUGACAGAGCCCCGUCCUGUGCUGAUUGCACCACCCUCUCCACGCACACCCUCGCCCCAACCCGUGGUCGAGUUUCCUGAAGAUGAGGUCGUCUAUGAACUACCAGUUAGGCCUCUACAAUAUAGAGAUAGUGCAUAUGAAUCUAGAAGACAUUCUCAGCUCACUGGCAUGACUUUGGACAACUUCAGAUUACUUUCUGUUCUUGGUCGAGGUCAUUUUGGAAAAGUUAUCUUAUCGCAAUACAGAAAUACAGGAGAAUAUUUUGCUAUAAAGGCGCUAAAGAAAGGUGAUAUUAUAGCAAGAGAUGAAGUGGAAUCAUUACUUUCUGAAAAGAGAAUAUUCGAGGUUGCAAAUGCUACGCGUCAUCCAUUCCUGGUUAAUUUGUUCGCUUGUUUCCAAACCGAGGCACACGUCUGUUUUGUAAUGGAAUAUGCAGCAGGUGGUGAUCUUAUGAUGCAUAUACACGCAGAUGUUUUUGGUGAACCACGUGCUGUAUUUUAUUCAGCUUGCGUUGUUUUAGGAUUGCAAUAUUUACAUGAAAGUCGAAUCAUAUAUAGAGAUUUGAAAUUAGAUAAUUUGUUGUUGGAUACGGAAGGAUAUGUUAAAAUAGCAGAUUUUGGACUUUGUAAAGAAGGUAUGGGUUAUGGUGACCGAACUGGAACAUUUUGCGGAACUCCAGAAUUUUUAGCACCAGAAGUUCUCACAGAGACUUCGUAUACACGAGCUGUAGAUUGGUGGGGUCUUGGAGUACUUAUAUUUGAGAUGCUUGUUGGAGAGUCUCCAUUCCCUGGUGAUGAUGAAGAAGAAGUAUUUGAUUCGAUAGUAAAUGAUGAAGUUCGUUAUCCAAGAUUCCUUUCUUUGGAAGCUAUAGCUAUAAUGAGAAGGUUGCUCAGAAAGAAUCCAGAUAGAAGAUUAGGUAGCAGCGAAAGAGAUGCAGAGGAUGUUAAAAAGCAAGCAUUCUUUAGGCACAUAGCAUGGGAUGAUUUGUUAUUAAGACGCGUGAAACCACCUUUUGUACCAGUAAUUCAUUCUGUGGAAGAUGUUAGUAAUUUUGAUGAAGAAUUUACAUCGGAAAAGCCACAGCUCACUCCGCCUAAGGAUCCCAGACCUCUCAGCGAUAUUGAACAAAGCUUUUUCAAAGAUUUCACAUACAUGGCUGAUUGGUGCUAACUAUAGUAAUAUGCUAUUUUAUGUUCUUCCAGUAAUAGUUUAUCUUUAUUUGUGCCCCAUAAUUCAAAUAAAACUAUGUUACAUUACAUCAAGGUACAUAGGAGAAAGCAAUCAUACUGUUUAUGGGAAGAUCGAUACAUUGUGCUUUUUUACAAUAAUUAUUUUGACUAGAAAUCAAAACUUCAUAAAUUUAUGAUUAAUCAUUGAAUCUCGGAUUUUCAUCUGAAUUAUCUAAUAGAUAAAUAUUUUAUUUUGUGCCAGACAUAUAUGUGUGGCUAUAAUAUUCUAUUUUGUUUGCAUUGCCUAAGUUAUUAAAAUAUAAUCAAUUAUUUUGAAAACAGAUAUAUCAAAAAAUUAUAGGAUUCAUAGUAAGACUUGUAUUACAUGUAUAUGUUAGUAAAAACAUACGUCUAAAAAGAAAAAGAAAAAAAAAAAAAGUAACUUUCAGAAUACUAUUGUCAACUAUGAUAUAAUGCAAGAGAGAUGUAGAUAAAUAUUAUUAACACACGGAUCAUUUCUUUGCAUGUGCAUUUUUAAUAUAAAAAUUCCUACUAAGUGCAUGAGAAUAUAAGAAAGAAUAUUUUACAUAUAAAAUCAUAUAAGUAUACAACAGACAUAUUUAAGCACUGAUCAUUUACGAUCACAUUAGAAUCACAUUUAACAUUUUUUGAAAGUAAGAUGUGUCAUUUAAUUACACACUACAUAUUUUUCUUUUCGUUUUUUUUUGUUGUUUUUUUUUAUUAUUACUAUUAUUAUUAUUAUUAUUAUUAUUAUUAUUAUUAUUAUUAUUAUUAUUAUUAUUAUUAUUAUUAAUAUAACAUUUUUCAUUUGCUUACAAAUGACUAUUUACUUUCAAUCGUGGCAUGGCGAUAUCCAUGUGUGACAAAAGUUAUCGUUACAAUUGUAAUAUCAAAGAUUUUUCUACAUCGAUGCAGUUAAUUUAAAAAGAAAAAAAAAAAAGAAAAAGAAAAAAAAAGAAAAAAAAAGAAACAAAAAAAUACCAACAGUUGUUCAUGCUCAAGUAAUAUUGAAUGAAAACAACCGGGAAUAUGCACAAGAUAAAUUUUUGAAUUGCAAUUAAUAUUCAGUGCUUUAAAUAUAAAAAGAAAGUGGUAUCUCACGUAGCUUACUAUCGUUGUGAUAGAAAGAUAAAUUUUAAUAUUUUUUGUUUAUGUUAAAAUUGACAGCAUGAUCUGACGGCAAAUAUUACUUUUGUCCGAAAAAAAAUGUCACGUGUGUAUUGUUUUAUAUAACCAUAUGCUCUAUUUGCUCACAAUUUAUUAUAUUUUAGUUACAUAUACUCAUGUUUAAGCACAUGAUAAUGUAUAUGUAUGUAUUUCAUACUUAUGUGUUAUGUCUUUUACGAAACUAUCUUUCAAGGAGUAGUAAAAUGUAUGAUUUAUAAGACCAUGAGAAGUUAACUCUUUAUAUAUUAAAAAAAAAAAAGAAAAAAGAAAAAAAAAAAGAAAAAAAAAUAAUAAUAAUUUCAAGUCCAACUUCUAGUAUGUGUAUCUUUGAAUUAUUGUUAAUCUUUAUUUUUUAAUGUAAAUUCUUUAUAUUUUUCAAUUAUAAUUGAGAGAUAAGUCUAUUACAUUUUAGUUUUGGGAGAAAUUCGCGCCUUAUUUUUAAUAUUUUUAUAUAAUUUGUAUCUCUUAUGUCAUAUAAAAUAAUUUUAUGGUAUAUAUCAUAUAUCAUUAUGUUAAUAAUAAAAUAUUAAUUUCAAACAUACGAUUCUGCCAUCAGUGGCAUUUGAGAAUUAAUAUUAAUGAUACUCUUUAAAUUUGUCAUACAAAACAGUAUUUGUUUUAUUAUUGUAUACUACGAUUUUCAAUAUGUUGCGAUAAUAUUACUCUUCUAUUAUAAGUUCAUUUCUGAUUUACGUUAAAUUUUAUUUUUUUAUACACCUUUGAUAAGGUAUAUUAGAAUUGGACUUGACAAAUCUAAUAUGCAUUUUGUAUUCGUACAAGAUUGUUUAAAUGAAAUUUAAAUAUGAUCAUGCGAUAUCUAAUGUUAUUAAUCAUUUUGUUUUUUUUUCACAAUGUUUAAACAUUAUAUAUAUAUAUAUAUAUUAAUUAAAGAUUAAUGUAUAUCAUUAUUAUUUUAUAUGAAACAUGAUUUUAUGAUACAGAAUUCUGUGAUAUACUUCAAGAUUAAACAUACUUACUUUGAAACAUUCUCACAGUGUAAAUUUUGACAUUUAAAAUUGAUCUUGUAACUAUGAUUUUUAUAAAACAACAAUAACAACAAAAAAAGAACAAAGUAAAAAAAAAAAAACAUUCGGAGAAAUUUGUAGCAAUAUACAAAAAGAAAUAAUAUAACCGAAUGACAUGUGAUAGUUUCGAGUUUUAUCUCGAAUUUUAGAUGCCUUACUGCUCUAAUAAAGUAAUAACUUGGUAUCUAUUUUAUAAAGAAGUCUUGUAAAUUAUAAUCAAACCCUGUUUGUAAGAAGGUGCUCAUAUCGAAACUGUUGAUGUGCCUGCUGUUGUAUAAUUCCAAAAAAUCUAUGCUCUAGCAAUAUAAUAUUUGUAACAGCAGCAGAACAAAAUCACAGAGUCAGUAAUAUUAUAUAAAAAACAUUAUUUCAAAUUGGAAGCUUUCAAUUAUAAUCAUGAAAAAGUAAGUAUUAAAAUAGCGCAAAAGAUCAUCACAAGGUUUCUACAAUAUAAGUGCCAUGAGCCUAAUAAUGCAUAUUGAUAUAUGUAACAAUACGAUCAGAAUGAAAAUUCAGAAGUAUGAAAACAUUUUUAAAUCAAAAAAAAAAAAAAUGACAAAAAAAUAUAUGUAAUUCAUCGUACUCCAUCGUACUCCAUCAUAUUUAUAAAUACAUGCAUACAUAUAUAUAUGAGACACACAGACAUUUUACUUUGCAGAUUUGUACUAUGUAAUCUUGUUACAUUUUUUUUAACUGCCAAAGUAAAUAACUUUUACCACAAUAAGUUUUCUGCAUAAUAAAAAGAUUUGUUUUUUUUUGUCUAUGAUUACUAUGAUUCAUGAUCGACAUAUGAAACAUUAAUUAAAAUGUACUAUAAAUGUGAAACGAAUAUUUUAAUUUUUAUAUUUUUUAAACAGUAUGCAAACAAAAUUAUAUUAUUUGCAUAUUAUUUCAAAAAUAUUGUUUGGAAGAUGUACAUAAUACAUUUAUAUGUUACAGCCAUGUAGAUAAAUUUCGACUCAUGAAUGAAAUGUUUUCAAUAGUAUAUGAGUUUCGGGGUACCCAUUUUUAUAUAUAAAUAUAUAAGUACAUAGUGCUACUAAGGUAUGAAGUAGUAAUUUUUUAAUUAAUACGUUUGCUAUAAUUUAUCAUUAUGCGUUAUAACAGAUAAGAAUGUGGUAUGUGCCUCGUAUUUUGUAGAAUUUAGAAUGUCAUAGAUAACUGUUAUCAUAAAAUAAGAUACAUAUAAAGAUUUCUAAAAAUUUAUUUAUUUGAUACAUAUAUUUACAGUGGCAGCUUAUUACAUAUCACCAUAAGUAAAUUACGUAACUCUUAGUGAUAUUCUCUUCAAAUUUAUGAUCUUAUAUAUACAUAUAAGCAUUACAUGAUUCAAGAAUAAAUUUUUGAAGAAUGUA